UAUAGAUCUUGUGUUUCAUUACAGGAAUAUGAUUGAAAACAUUAAUUGUUUGGAUAAGAUGGUAAAUGGGAUUGCCAAUGAUAUCGAUUUUGAAAAAUUACUCAGUAUUUUGGAUUUUCCCAUGGAGAGUUUGGAAGGAGAUGGAUUAUAUGGAGAUUGGGAUGCUGAUAAGUCACCAUGCUCUGGGCCUAUUCCUUUGGAUGCAUUAAUGGGAUUCCCACCGAGUCCUCAAGGAAAAAUCGGCCAUGCUUCCCUGCCGAAAUCUAUUGCUUCUCCUUUAGAGAUUAAUGGAACUCCAGAGCAAAAACCAUUGACAUAUAUUGAAGACACCUCUAACACAAGUAAUCUCAAUCAAAAUCAACCGGGCGCCUUCCAGACACAGAGCCCGAGUUCUGUGCUUGAAAGCAGUGGCUCAUACUCAGUUGAAAAGGGUUUAAUUCUCAAAUCCAACAUCGUCAUUCCAAGGCGAACCAGAUCCAAGCAACGUAAAUCCAGGACUAGAAGCUCAUGGAUUCUUAUGCCUUCCAUAUCUUCUGCCUCUAAGCGGAGUCCAACUUCUCGGAAAAACAGAGAGGCAAAGAGGAAGAAAUCGUCGCAGAUGCCAGUCGCAGUGGAAUCCAUAAAUAAAAAGUGCACACAUUGUGAAGUGACAGAGACACCACAAUGGAGGGAGGGACCAAUGGGACCAAAGACUCUAUGCAAUGCAUGUGGUGUACGGUACCGAUCAGGACGUCUAUUUCCUGAGUACCGUCCUGCAGCAAGUCCAACAUUUGUCCCGUCUCUGCACUCAAACUCCCAUAAGAAGGUCAUAGAAAUGAGAAACAAAAGUAAACAGCCGGUAAUGGAAGUCGAGGACCUCUGGUAUUUCCAUGAGUAGUUAGGGGAUUGAUUCGAGUUCUUUGCUUUGAACCUCUUCACAUCGUUCUUUUUCCCGACAAGGAUAGGGGACGUUUGCCAUUGUGGCAACUCAUAGUUGAUUCAUGUAAAUAGAUACUGGUCAUUUGCCAUUGUGGCAACUCGUAGUUGAUUCAUGUACAUAAACAAAACUUAGUCGAGAUUACGCAAUAAUAGUUGAAGAAUGAUAGGGCGUGCAUAUUUGCUAGAUUAGCAUGAAGUAACAGUAGGAACCAGGUCGCAAGGGAUGUUAAAUAUUUGCUAUUUCAUUAUAUUUUCUCUCAUAUUUGUUUCUUUUGGCGGUAGCAACGGUUUGUGGUUUAUUCAUUUGGAGUGCAGGAAAUAUGAAUUGUUCCCUAAUUAGACAGUUGAAUUGAGUCGAGCUUCUAUAUUUCUCCCCAGUCAAGUCAAAAUGUCAACGCUGGAAAAAUAAUCUCUCAAUUCAGUUGACAAUCUUACUGAAGUAUUGAUUGAAAGGAAUGCCAAAGGGAGUAAACCCAAUUCUACAUGUACAAGCACAAUGAAAAUUAUUUAUUACUUCAAACGCGAGAGUUUUUACAAUGCCAAGUACUGCCAUUAGUCACAAGUGAGGCAACUAAAGCCGAGAUCUACCAGAGCACACCAUACACGGUAUGUAAGUGAAACCCAAAUUGGGUACACUUAAAAAUUUGAUUUGUCAGUUACAUCAAUAACAGAACUAUUCAAUCACACUAUUAUAGGUGACUAAUUGCCAAAGAAGGAAAAGGAAAUAAAAUUUAAAACCCACUUUCCCCACAGAAAAACACAAGCAUUAUGGGCUAUCAAAUGUCCUAAAGGUAAGAAAAACUUAAAGGAUAUUGUUAGCUUAUUUGCUAAUGCUAAUCUCUUUACCCUUCUCCUGUAAAAAAAAAAAAAAAAAAAAAAGGUUCAAUUCCAUGCAGUAACUUUGUAUCUCCUACAGAAUCAUCAUUUUGCAAUGGUUUUUAUGCAAUUUGGGUGACUAGUUGACCAAAAUACCUGAUUUAUUUGCACUCUCUAACAAAAAUCAUGAAGUAAAUUGAUAUUGCCUCCUCUGUCCUUGUUAAAUGCCAUCUUCAUCCCUUUCCGGGAAAGUAGGAAUGCUUUUGAGAGAGCUUAAUUGAGCACUUGGUGAUAUUUUCAUUAAGUUAUUAGUACCAUCUAAAUUUUAAGCAAUCCACAACCCCUGAGCUCAUGACCACUCCAUUCAUUGGUAAACCUUAGUUUCUUAGUCGACCAUGAGCUUAGCAAUCUCAUAAUUUUAAUUCGUACCUUAAACUUUCAUGCAAUGACUUAAUAAAGCCAUGUUGUUGAAUUACCAUAUUUCAACCUCAAAUCUCCUUGGGGGGGAGGGGGAGAGAGAGAGAAUAAAAUAAAACCUUGUGUAUACAUUAAAAUAUAUAAUGAUCUAUUUGAAUUUAAACUGUUCAACUCAAGUAAAAUAUUAUGAUCCGUUUGGCAAAGUUUAUAAAUGAUCAAACUUUAUUUUCAACAAUACAUUCCAAUGGAUUCUCAAGUAUUAUACACUUAUUCACCAAUCAUUUGUAUCUAUUUAUAUAUUAACCAUUCAUAGAUUCUUCCCAAAUGGAGAGUUGAAAGGGUGAACUUACAGAGGUUUAGUUGUAGUGCGGCUCAAGAAAUACACUAGAAUACAAUAAUAAGAACCUAUAUAUACUAACACAAAACAAUGAGAAUUACAUAUCGUUUGUCCUUGAUAACUCUCAAAAUCCAAGGAUAGUAUGACUACUUAAAACCGCUUAAGGGUUCAUAUCAUAUCAAUUCAUGUAGCAAGUGAUCAUAGUGAAAAGAGAUAAUAUCAAUCAAGAGUGCCAUGACUGAUGACCCAACGCUUCCCGUCUGCUCACUGACUCACCACAUGUAGCAUGUGAAAUUUGAGGUGUAGGGUACAGCAUGGACGCCAUUCACAGUUUACAAUUACACUACUCAUCCAAAUUGUAAAAGGAAAUAAAUUACCAAAAAAGAAAAAAAUUAAUAUUAAAAUUAAAAUGUCUACUCCAACUUUGGCUAAUCAGGUGCCCAUCAUUAUGUGUAUCUUCAUACUUGCUCUACCAAAUAGCAUCAGAGUAAAUGAAUACAACCAUGUAUCCCCUCGAAUAUUAUCUAGGAUUAUGUUCAUUAAAUUCGCUACAAAAUCUUAUCUUUUACCAACCUCUGACCUGUGUGUCCCAUGACCACUUUCUUGUUAGUUACCCUUGAAUUCGUCAAUUAUCUUAGGCUCGAAAUCAAAAACUACUCAUGCAAAAGGGAAAAUGAAAUAAACAUCAACAUAUCAGUUUUCUUAAAGAUGACGCAGACAAUUAUAAUCUUUGGCUUGAGUUCAGGUGACUAGUUGCUCGGUGUUACCAGUUGUGAAUGCCAUCUUUAACAAUUAUUGAAGUGUACAGUCAAAAUGAUCAAAAAAAUGUAAACAGUUGCCACCAUAGAUCAGUGAAGAGGUACCUUCGAAAAUCAUUUUUUCUGAAGCACUUUUUUGUAUUCGUUAAGUUAAUUGCAUAACCUGAACUUUUCACCAAUCCAUGACCCCAAAAUCAAUUACCACUUUUUAUGUUCUUAAUCCUUCAUUGUUUUAAUCUAGCCUUCAGCUCGAAAAUUUUGAUGUUUUGAAUUUGCGAUUAUCCUACAAUCAGAUAUCUACAAGAAAAACAAUCUUUAUUUCCACUUCCAUUAAAGUACAGUAUUAUUCAAAUUCUCCCUUGCCCUAAUUCCAAAUUCCACAGCACAUACUAAUUCGACAAUUCCAGAGAAAUAAACACACAAUCGAAAAAUCCAAAACAAUCACCCAAAAAUUUACUUACUACAACAUAUGAAAAUCCAUAGAACACUAUGAAACUUCAAUUACGACCAAUCCACACACGAGAGUACCCAUACGUAUAAACACAUAAAGGAGGGUUAAGAGGGUGAAAUUACUAAGGUUUAGUUGUAGUAGAGCUCAAGGCCCAUGCCGUCAUGGAUCUCAUAAUCCUUGAGAGUGAUGUGGUCCUUGUAGAUAUUGUACCACUUCUGGAUUCGGAUCUUGUCGGCCCGGGUUCCAGUCUGAGCCGCGACCAGCUUCUUCAGAUCGCCGAUUGUAUCAUCCUCGUUGCACUUCACUC
Olea europaea var. sylvestris is the source of this 4004-nucleotide messenger RNA. RefSeq names its product GATA transcription factor 11-like. Gene Ontology annotation, molecular function: zinc ion binding; sequence-specific DNA binding. The coding region runs from base 29 to 877 and encodes 282 amino acids. Gene Ontology annotation, biological process: regulation of DNA-templated transcription. The record is from RefSeq and is a predicted model, not a curated record. NCBI's taxonomy places the organism in Eukaryota, Viridiplantae, Streptophyta, Magnoliopsida, Lamiales, Oleaceae. The transcript is spliced from 2 exons.